Messenger RNA from Vigna unguiculata (cowpea), 1493 nucleotides. RefSeq lists its product as uncharacterized. Gene Ontology annotation, biological process: mRNA splicing, via spliceosome. Gene Ontology annotation, cellular component: U2-type catalytic step 1 spliceosome. The record is from RefSeq and is a predicted model, not a curated record. Lineage: Eukaryota; Viridiplantae; Streptophyta; Magnoliopsida; Fabales; Fabaceae.
CAAAUAGAAAAUCCAGAAACCCAAAUCGAAUGCCCUAAGAUUAUACUAGAAGACCCCUAUCGUAUUUUCUCCGUUUCUCCGUCGUCGCUGCCGUGCCUAGCCUUCCUAGGCGGCCGCCGCCGUGCAUCACCUCGCCCUGCCAUCUCCGUGCCUCGCCGUCGGCCUUGGAUAGCGUUACAUCACCGGAUUUUGAAAGAUGGGAGAAAGGAAAGUUUUGAAUAAGUAUUACCCACCGGAUUUUGAUCCCUCCAAGCUCCCCAGAGCAAGAAGGCCCAAGAACCAGCAAAUCAAGGUUCGCAUGAUGCUUCCCAUGAGCAUCCGAUGUAAUACUUGUGGAAAUUACAUCUACAAAGGCACCAAGUUCAAUUCUAGAAAAGAAGAUGUUAUUGGCGAGACGUAUCUUGGAAUUCAAAUAUUCAGGUUCUAUUUUAAAUGCACCAAGUGCUCAGCUGAAGUUACCAUGAAGACUGAUCCACAAAAUUCAGAUUAUAUUGUUGAAUCCGGUGCAACUAGAAAUUUUGAACCUUGGCGUGCUGAAGAUGAAGAAGCUGAUAAAAUGAAGCAGAAGAGGGAUGCUGAAGAGAUGGGAGAUGCUAUGAAAUCAUUGGAAAAUAGAACCUUGGAUUCUAAAAGGGAGAUGGACAUCCUAGCUGCAUUGGAUGAGAUGAAGUCAAUGAAGUCUAGGCAUGCAACUGUUUCUGUUGAUGAAAUGCUGGAGGCUCUGCAGCGCACAGCAGCUGAUAAGGAGAAGAGGCUGGAAGAAGAAGAUGAAGCAAUGAUAAAAUCAGUUGUCUUCCAUAAUUCAGGAGGUUAUGUCAAAAGAAUUCGUGAUGAAGAUUUUGAAGCUGAGGAGCAAAUAGAUCAGCUUUCACAUGGACAUGGCGAAACAAGUUAUAAUAUGAAGAAGCAAAAGAUGUCUGAAGAUCGUCCAAGCAAACCAACUGAUUCUCUGACAAAAGCUACUUUGGAUGAUUAUGGCAAACAAGAAAACGAACGCAACGGUGGAAAACUUAAUUCUUUGGUGAGAAUUUCUGUCAUCAAGAAAUCAGAUAAAAGUACCGGAGAACCAGAACAAAAGGAAGAAGAUAAUAGAACAAAUGCUGGUGGACUACAAUCUUUGCUUCAAAACUAUGGAAGCGAUGAGGAUUAGUUCUUAAAUAUUGAAUUUGAAUGACUAUUUGAACUAAUGCUCUCAUAGGAUUUUGAUUUGAUAAGUUGUACUUACGUGAAUGCUUUAAUUCUCAGAAGAAUUUUAUAAUAGAAUGAAGUUAUCCGCGAAAAUGUUGUAUGUGUAAAGAAUAUAAAAGUAGGUGAAAUUGUGUUAUGAAAGAUUACGUGUAGAGUUGGUGGAUGUUGAGCUUCUAUUUGAUGCCAAACUAGGCCCUGCCUCUAGAGUUGCUAGUAUCAAGUGCCAGUGGGUAGCAGUGAUACUUGUUAUGCAGAAACAGAGAAGUAGAAUGUGUGCCAUAAUAAUAUUUUUGGUUUCAGUUUCC